UUUGGUUUGGUUUGGUUUGUUUAUUUUUAGCCUGGACAAUAGUCAAACAUGGAAGGAAGGGUCUAGUGAGUGUGAAGUGUCCAUCCAUGGAGGUGUUAGAACUUGACUGGACAAGGGCCUGUGCAAUGACAUCUGAUUUAUCUUGUACUGGAUGGCAUGUGAAAAUCCCUGCCAAACUAAACUGUCCUAUUACUCCGUGAUUGCUGAAAGAACAGACAUUAUUACUUCAGAAAUGAGUUGCUAAAGUUGUGUUUAGGAGAACACAAGUCAAAUAAAGUAUGCAAGGUUUCCUUGAAAUUGCAUCAGCAACAAGCAGAAAUGCAUAAUGUUAAUUUUAUUUAUUUAAUGUUAAUAUUAUAUUAAUGUGAAAAAAGUAAGAUAUUGCAUUGGUAAUUUAUGGCUUAGAAUUUUUGUUCCAGAAGGUACUGUACUAUUUGAGAGAAAAUUAGGCAGGAGACCUGGUGAGAAUGCAAGGAGUUUUUAUAUUUCUUUCUUAGUUUUUUCAAACUUGCUGCACAGUGGAUUUUAGGCAGUAGUGUCUUUAAGAGAUUGGUAGACACUGUCAUGAAAGUUACUGUCUGGAAAUUCCUAAUGAGAAGAAAAUUACUACCCAGAGCUCUGCAUUGCAGCCAAAUCGUCAAAAUUCAGAAUUCAGAUCAUCUACCCAAGGCACAUGGCUGUUGUUUACAUUAACUCUGCUUUCACAGUGCUCCAGAUUGUAAGUCAUCUAAACUAUCAGUUUUGACUCUCAUCAAUCUCCAGAUGUCACGAAAGGUUAAGGCCAAAGUUAUGGUGACUUUAGCUUAGUCUCUGCUGUAUUUCUUCUAAGACAGAACGGGCUGUGUGUUUCUGUGAGUUCAUGUUGUGUUAUAUGUUUGAAGAGUUUGCAUCAGUACUUCUUCAAGAUGAUUCAGUAUUAAGGAAAAGUAUGACAUGGCUAUUAAGUUUAUCUUUUGGGAACGAAUUUUUAAUUAAUUCUAGCUCAUAAACUCAUGGAUUAGUGUAUAAGCUGCCAGGAAAUUAAAUGUGUGUUUGAAGAGGAAGUACUGCAGUUUGGAGUAUGAUGCUUCUUAUCUUUUGAACAUUAUUAAAAAAAAAUCAGUUCUAGACUCAGAAUGGAGUUCAACUGUGAUACAUGAGUACCUCUUUCAAAAGUUAGGGACUGUAGUGACCAAGGUAUAAUAGAAUGUAUUUUUUAUCAUCCUGCAUUUAAACUGCUGUUUUUAGAAUAGUGAAAAGAGUGAAUAAAAAAGGUAUAAAGUUCUUUUUGCAACCUGAGAAGUCUGAGGUCACACAUCCACUGUGUGUUUAUUAGAAGGUUGUUAUUAUUAAAUGCCUUGGGUAGAAGAGGAUUUGUAAGACCGCUUGUUAGUGUGUCUUUAUAAUUUGAACUGGGCAUGAUUUAGCAAUGACUGCAAAGUCAGUUGAAAUAAUUUCCUUUUGAGAUUCUGAAAAAAGAAAAGAUUUGUCAUUGAAACCUUAAAGAUUGACUUCCCCUAACUUGGUCUACUCUCAGUAAACAUUCAGCUUUCCACAGUUUUCAGUUUCUUUGUUGAGUGGGAUAGAUAAAGGAGCAGAGUCUCCUGUUAGCAUUCUGUUGUUCUGAAAAAUGCAGCAUUGUUUUAUUUGCAGCCAUCUUCCUACCUAUACCAGAAGUGCUUUCCCUUUCUUGCUGGGAGAUGCUUCCCAGUUGGCUCCUUUGAGUUUGGAGCAGGUUUGUACGUGUGCUCCCUGCAGCCUGCACGAGAGGGCUGGGGCUGAACGCUGUUCAGUCAAAGACCCAGUGCCAUCAGCUGGCGGCUGCCUUCAUGUUCUCUGCCUGCAGGAAUCACAAGUCUCAGAAAAACAUCAACACCCUCCCUCUGCAUUUUCUCACCAUAGGGGUUUUUACCUUGGUGAAGUUAUAUUGGACAGCUGUUGACUUGAAAGCUGCUUUUAGGAUGUCUGAAGAUGAGGAAAAAGUUAAACUCCGCCGAAUCGAACCUGCAAUUCAGAAAUUCAUUAAAGUGGCAAUUCCAACAGAUUUGGAAAGGUUAAGAAAACACCAAAUAAAUAUCGAGAAGUAUCAGAGAUGCAGGCUCUGGGACAGAUUGCACGAAGAGCACAUCAAUGCAGGACGAACGGUUCAGCAACUCCGUGCCAAUAUGAGAGAGAUGGAAAAGCUCUGUUUGCGAGUCCGGCAGGAAGAUAUCCCAGUUCUGUGGAGAAUGAUAAAUCCCAUUAAAGAGGAAGCUUCAACUGCUGUUAAAGACUUCCUGCAGCUGCAUUCUGAAUCUGCAGAAGAACUUAAAAGGCAACUGAAAGAACAGGAGGAUGCCUCUUUAACCAGAUCUGCAACUCUCGGUCAAGAAACUUUACAUAACACGGAAGUGAAGGAUGGCUCCCAAAGUUUGAUCCAGAUCUACUCCCAACUUCCAGAAAUACCUCAGGAAGAAAAUGCAGCUGAGUCCUGGGAAAGUUUAGAAGGGGACUUGAUUGAGCUCAGCCAGUUGGUGACUGAGUUUUCUCUCUUAGUCUGUUCCCAGCAGGAGAAGAUUGACAGGAUUGAAGACCAUGUCAACAGUGCUGCUGCGAAUGUUGAAGAGGGAACCAAAAACUUGGGGAAGGCUGCAAAAUACAAGCUGGCAGCUCUGCCUGUGGCAGGUGCAGUCAUUGGUGGAGUGGUGGGGGGUCCUAUUGGUCUCCUUGCAGGCUUCAAAGUAGCAGGAGUUGCAGCUGCACUUGGUGGUGGGAUUUUGGGCUUCACAGGUGGAAAAUUGAUACAAAGAAAAAAGCAAAAAAUGAUUGAGCAGGUCUCUUCCAGCUGUCCAGAGCUUUCUCACCAAAGUGCCAAAAAAUCCAGCUGAAGUAUAGAUUCAUUAUGGCCAGGAACAACAGUGUAGCAGCUGAACUAAUGACAGACUUGCAGCCUUAUGCUUUAUAUACAAGGCUGAGUUGUGUGAAUUUUGAUGACAGUUCUGUUCCUUGGGAGGGCUGAAACAGUCAUGUCGGAAUUUCUCUUUUCAGACAUGGUGACAUCAGUCCUUUGAAAAUUAUAUGGAAACUUUUAAUUACAUAAUUCUUAGGUAAGCUAUAUUCACAGCUGUAAUAAUGGGUGACAGGUGCUUCAUGCCAAAUUUGCACAAAGUUUUUUCCAGACAAUGCAAAGAGAUACUUGGAAAAUCCUAGUGCUUUCCCAUGAAUGCCAUGAGAAGCUGGAGCUUUUAUUGUUGUGCUCCAAAGAAAAGGAAAUAAAUGGCAUCAUUCUUUCACACUUAUAGUAUUCUAAAUUUAAUUUAUGUGGAUUCCCAAACUCUUCUUGUGAUUCCCCAGGAUAUGACUGACUGUGCCUAUUUAAUAAUGCACGGGGAAGCAUGUGCCGUUGUAAGAAAAGAUGAGAAUGUUGGGUGAGCAAAGUGGAAAAAAGUUACGUCUAUAUCACAUCUGCCUCUAUCAGCCAUAUCAGACGAGCACUGGAAGCAGCCUCUCCCCCUUCCAGGCAAGGCAGUUAAUUUGUAAACUCCUCACCUUGCUCAAAGUGUAGUUCUGAAUUCAGCAGUCUAAGCAGCAACCCUGCAGCACUGCUACUGGAUGGUAAUCAUUUUCCAUAGAUGUUCAGCUCCUCGGCUUGUCCUGAGAACACCGUACAGGAUGAAAAGCCAAGCUCUGGCAUUCUGAACUUGAAGCCUCACAUUGCUGAAGCAGCACUUACUGCAAGAUGUUGCCUUUGCUUCUCCUGGAGCCCAGAGCGCCCUAGUGGGAGAGCUGAACAACUUCCCUGGAAGGCCAUGCUGGAGUCAGGCCCACUCCCUCCACAGGCUCUUGUCCCUCAGGGGUGGUGUGAGGCCCCAGGUUAGCCAGAGAAGCAGAGGCGCCAUUUCAUGCUGGCAGUCCCAGAGAUGGGGACAGGCUUGGAAAUCUCAACCUGAUAGAGCUUACAGCAUAAACCACCCUUGCUUGGGCAGCUGCACUCUUGCAUUACUCUCCCGUGCCAAACCUUCUGCUUCCACCCACACUGCAGUGUAGCUGCUCAGCCUCUUCAAGAUUUUGGGACAUGCUGGAGCCUGUAUGGGAUGCUGGCAGUGCUUUUGCUUGCUCUUUAUAGUGGACACCUGUUAUCUUAUCCUCCUUAAGAAGCCUUUUGCUUCUGGAACUUCCAUUGUUAAAUGCAAAAGUGUUAACGUGUCAAGUAAUUAAUUGUUUAGGUAAUUGUCAAAUAAUUGUACAAUUGUCACAUAAUUUACUGUUACU
This is a messenger RNA of Sturnus vulgaris (Common starling), 4230 nucleotides long. The record is from RefSeq and is a predicted model, not a curated record. Lineage: Eukaryota; Metazoa; Chordata; Aves; Passeriformes; Sturnidae.